AUGGCUUCGCCGCUUUACUCGCUUUGGGGAAUUCUGGUGUUAUGCUAUUUGCUUGCGUCCGAGAGCCAUGCGCGGGUCCUGUUACAAGGCGCAUCCCCACCUUUCUCCCCGCACGCUCAGAUCCACGAGGAUAGCCAGCAGUUACCUCUCACCACCACCAAAUCCAAGCAAACACUACGCGACCUGGUGAACGCUCUGGAUGUAAUGCAGGAUACCUGGUUUGAGCUAUGGCAGGGCACAUGGCCAACCGGCAAUGAUUGGACUAGAGCUGUUCAUGGGACGCACGUGUCCGCCACGCUCUCCUCGUUGACUGCGACAACGGACGAUGCGCUGCUGGCAACCUUGUUGAGCAAUACUGGCGAGGAUGGAGGGAACCUUGUUGCUCAGAGCUCUGUGGCUCUUGAGAACCUUGUCAGUCAUUUCUUUACGCAUGUGCAGACGUUCUACUUUGGAGAGCAUAGCUUCGCGCUCAGGAACCAGGCGUUUGAUGAUAUGCUAUGGGUUGUGCUUGACUGGCUAGAAAGUAUCAAGUUCGGGGUACUGCAUUCCGAGCUACACUAUGAGGGCAAGGCCUCUAGAACUGGCGACCGGCCGUGGCAUGGGACGCAAUUCCGGACGCCAGCUGCGCACCGGGUGCGGGUGUUUUAUGAUCUCGCCUCGCAGGGGUGGGAUACAUCCCUCUGCGGAGGCGGAAUGAUCUGGAACCCAUAUCUGGGUCCGUAUAAGAAUGCUAUCACGAACGAACUGUAUAUAUCGGCUAGCAUUGCGAUGUACCUAUAUUACCCGGGCGAUCGAAUCGAUGCGCCCUUUGUCGUCGAGGGAGAGUCUGCAGACGGUCUUCCCCACGACCCUCUCUAUCUACGUACGGCGGAGGAGGCGUACCGGUGGCUCCGCAACUCAAACAUGACGGGAAUCUUCAACUUAUACGGAGAUGGAUUCCACAUCCGUGGCUAUCAGGACCCGCAAAAUCCCGGAACGCGCAAGUGCGAUGUACUUAACACAAUGGUAUACACUUACAACCAGGGUGUGAUCCUCAGCGGGCUAAAGGGCCUGUGGCUGGCUACGGGGUCGGAAGCGUACCUGAGUGACGGGCAUGAGCUCCUGCAGAAUGUGCAGAGGGCGACAGGUUGGCCCAAUAUAUAUGACCAACAAUGGAAGGGUCUAGGCCGCGCAGGGAUCCUGGAAGAAGCAUGCGAUUCGCACGGCGACUGCUCCCAAGAUGGCCAGACAUUCAAGGGAAUCUUCUUCCACCACUUCACCGAGUUCUGCCGCCCUCUGCGCCCGCAGGAGCUGCGCUUCCUCCGCACCCAGGCGUGGGCGCAGAGCCGUGGCUGGGAACGCUCCUUCGAGUGGCACCAAACUCUGUGCAGCACAUACCGGCCCUGGAUUGAGCGCAAUGCAGAAGCAGCCCUAAUUACGCGGAACGAGGAGGGAAAAUUCGGCAUGUGGUGGGGGAAACGCUAUGGGGUUUUCGACGAUGAAACCAGCAGCAGCACGCAUAGUAGCCCUUUGCCAAAUGGGGCCACGGACUAUCGUAACUACCCUGACUCGGCUCCGCCAUACUGGUGGAAGAACGAGACGGCAGCAAUGGUUCAGCAGCUGGGGACAGCGAAUGCCCAAAAUGGCCAGCCAGAGUACAACGAUCGGGGCCGUGGCCGCACCGUCGAAACCCAGUCUGGCGGUGUCGCUGUUCUACGUGCGUUGUAUCAAUGGAAAACGACACCAUCUUUGUCAGGUGAUCAUAUAUAG
Aspergillus calidoustus is the source of this 1749-nucleotide messenger RNA. The record is from the annotation of a GenBank genome assembly. Lineage: Eukaryota; Fungi; Ascomycota; Eurotiomycetes; Eurotiales; Aspergillaceae.